AUGGAGUGGCCUGGGGACUUCCCUUAUGACCAUGCUUUUGUAGAGCUGCUGGUUCCUGGGCUGUCCAAUGAGCUGGACAUCCAGCAGCUGCUCCAAGACACGGAGGAGAAGCUCAAACUCAAUUCCUGCAGUAUUGAGCAGAACCUAAAGGACCUCCAGGCCAAAAUGGGAGAUUCUUGGAUGGGAGAGCGACCACCCAGCCCCACAGAAUGCCUCCAGUGGUUCAAUCUCAGAGCAGCCAACAGUGUCAGGCCUCUUACCACGGGCCAUCAGGACCUCAUGGAAUUCUUCCGAGCUUUGCAACAGUACCUGAGGUCAGGAAAGGAGGGCCGAGAGGAGACGACGCUCCAACUACUGCUGAAUCUAUCCUCCCAGUUUGGCGUUUCCUUCCCUUGUACUCCCUCCUCCUCCUCCCUUAAGUCUCAGCAGACUGUGUCCUCCAUCCCUGUGGUCCAUGUUGUCAAAGAUAAUGCCUCCCUAGAGGUUCAGGAGGCGUGGGAUGAUGUGCGUUUUAAGCUGCGCUGCCACCUGCUGGGUCGGCUGUCCUCCCGCAUCACAGACAAUCGGGGACAUGGACGGCUGUGCAGUCUUUCCGUCUGUGAACGGAUACGGUGUCUGCAACAACUGUGUUUUCUUUACCCCGAGUCCGAGGUGUUUACACACUACCAGGGCCUGAGAAGCCAGUCGGUGAUAGCUCUUCUACACUCAGCUCUGAGCUCCAGCUCAGGCAGUGACACUGGCUUUGGCAGACUUAGUGUGGGCCUCCGCUCUGUGGCCCCAGUCCUGACCCAGGCCAUCAAGGAGGAUCUCCAUGUCCUCUCACGGCUUGCAGAGCCGCACACUAUUCUGGGUUUCCUCAACACGGCCUACCUUAGCACUGUCGCCCAGGAGCUGGCCUCCAUGAUGGCGCGAGAGAGCGAGACGGCCCUAAAAGACAACACCACACUCAGCGGCAAGAUCAAGAAAUACUCAGCCAUGUCCAGGGCAUCCGUAGCACCAAUGGAGCUUCCCAAGAAAGCCAGGAGCUUCAAUUUGACCUCCCACCAGCUGGGGGCGCUUACCCAGCUCGUCUGCACCCUGCUCGGGCUUGAAAGCAGCGUGGAAGAGCUGGCUGUUAACGUUGCUUUAAUCAGACCUGCUGGGGAGACUCCCUGUGUGAAAGGUAUAUUGAAAAAGACCAGAGAGGACUCGCCCGUGACUCCUACCGUGGAUGGCAGUAAGAUCACAUCUGAAACACUCCUCCGUACUCCAGAGGUGCUGGCUGUUCAUUUUGACUGGAGGUCAGCGUUUCGAGGGCUGGUCCCUCAGAUGGCCCACUGUGUUAAAGUGGUGCUCGACGAUGUCUGCACCAAGAGUCUACAGCACGAGGAGGUCCUACAUGCUUCUGGAGGCACCCUCAUCUCCUUGAGUACUACAGCUGGACAUGCACCCAUCAGCAUCAGCAGCGAUGCCCUCAUAGGAGAUUCCUCCCACCCUUGUUCAGACAGGGAGACGCCCACGAUGGUUGCUGAGUUCUGUGGCGUCAUCAUGGCAGAGGUGGACGCUCUGCUGCCCUUGGCAUUAGCCUGCAGGGAUGGCCCACUCCUGGAGGUGCGAUCGAACUUUGUGGACGUGUGCGCCAAAGUAACAACUUCCAUGCUGGUCCGUCUGGAGGAGAGGGCACUGGAGGUGCCAUCCACUGCCCCCUUCAAGAACCUGCCGGCUCUACUUGCAACCUGUAUUUAUGUGCAACAAAAGCUGGAGCACUAUCAUGCCAGGCUGUGGAAUUCAACAGCUACUGGGGCUAGAGUACCCCUGACCCUUCUGCCCAUCCAGAAGUAUCAAGAGAUGACAGAGGCCUUGAGAGACCAGCUGACGGGCUACUGUGUCCGGGUUUGUUCAACCAGCAUCCUUCAUGAUGCAGAAAGCCAUCACUGGAUGGACCCGAAACCCUUUUAUGAGGGCGAGCGCUGUUCUUUCUCGGUGCAGAUGUGGUUCUACUUCCUGUGUGGGCUGCGUAGUGACCUGUGGACGGUCCUUCCAGCAGAGCUGGCCAAAGAGGUUCUGGCCCAGGUGCUGUGUGAGACCCUACAGCUGCUGGUGCGAAGAUAUGCCAGUGUCCAGCCUUCGUACAAGAGACACCAGCAAAUUAGAUGUGACAUCACAGCCGUGUUACUGUAUGUGGAGCAGCUGAUGUGGAGUGUGUGUGACAGUGCUGAGGCCUUGGUGCAUUCCAGCUGUUCCUCGUCAGCCCUCAUCAUGGCAGAGGGGUGUGACUGGUCAUCUCAAAUUCACAGCUUAUGUGACCAGCUCCUCACUGUCAUGGUCAUUGUUACAGCACCCCUUCCUAUGCUGCAUGGAACAUUUUUGAGUAGUCCGGUGAGAGAUCCCAUGCAAUACCAGCUUGGCAGCAAUGGCAAGCGCUGGAUUAACGCCAUCAAUCCGGACCUGUUCACAGAACAGUCCAUUCAAGAGGGCCUGACGGGCCGGGCAGCCACUCAAUGUCAUCUGAGGCUGCUGACCUCUGACCCCGGAAGCAGUCCCAGGUUGCUGUUGCGAUUACUGUUGGACGGAGACUGUCACCUGCCCAAAAUACUCCUGGAAAACUCCCAUUUCUGUGUGGACAGUUCCUUGGAAGUGUCUCCAAAGAAUUCCAAGGCAGGAGAUGAUUUCAUGGUGGUGUUGUUCAGCCUUCUCUGUUCACUGAAUGAUGUCCCGAAGGCUUUAACUCAGGCCCUGGAACCGUACCUGGACAGAAGACACAUAUGGGAACAUUUGUAUAUGCUGGCAGACACAACACGAACAGUCCCCGUAUUGGUCAGCUGUGUCCGGGACGUUAUCACCAAAUCCAUCCACAGUCUCUUGAGACACACGGUCUCUAUCGCAAUGGCCUGGCAAACCACAGAGGAGCCCAAAGGAGCCUUGUUCAGACGGAGUCCUCCAGAGAGCAUCCUGGCUAAGAUCCCCAAAGUGUGGAACUACACCCCGGUGGAACCGCAGGGAAAGGAGGCUGUUGCAAAGGGUGUCAUAUCGCUAGCCGUUCAGGCUUUGUCCUUCCUGUUCACCAACCUGCCCUUGGCUGUGGCCUCCAUUCCUCUUUCUGUACGCUUCCUCUUCCAUGUGGCAGAGAGACGUCUCUCUCAAUACACCCGGCAGCUGCGCUCCGUGGGCCUGUUGCUCUGGGUCCUACUGAGCUGCCUGGUCCAGGGCUUGGAGGACCAAAAUACCCUGGAAAAGAUCAGUGACCUGACCCUUGACAGGGGGUUGAAGGACCGCCUAGCCCUGGUGGCCGAGUGCCUACAGGCUACCAUGGGCAUUCAACAGAAGGGUGUUCCUAAACCCACAGUCCACAAGGUAUUGCAGGUCUUGGAGGAGAAUAGACCCAAGUGGAUAACCAUGCAGCUGCAGAGGGCCCGCAAGUUGUGCUCAGGCAGUGUGGCAGCGCAGGAGAAAGGAGUUGCGGCGGCUGAACUGACUGAGCAGAAAAUAGGUCUGAUGCUGCUGGAGAUCUGCCACAAAGCAGGUGGCAGCGGCUACCUGAGGCAGAUCUAUCACAUCAUCCGGGGCAAUGAGGAAGUGUUGAUGUCGAAGCUGAGUGUAACCGCAGAUCCAGUUGGUGAUGCUCCUCAGAUGGUAAACUUUGACCUUGGCUCCGAAGAUCAUGCUGCGGCAAGACUUUUCAACCCCCUAUUCCAGUUCGACCACAUCAGCGGAAAAAAGCUGGAUCAGAGGGCCCUGGCCGACUGGGUCUGGGACUGGCCAGGACUGCUGCCAGCCUAUCAGGGCAUGUGUCAGGUCACCUUCACAACUCUACUGGCCAACAGGUAA
This is a messenger RNA of Lampris incognitus (smalleye Pacific opah), 3807 nucleotides long. RefSeq names its product KIAA0825 ortholog. The transcript has 21 exons. Bases 1 to 3807 code for a protein of 1268 amino acids. The record is from RefSeq and is a predicted model, not a curated record. NCBI's taxonomy places the organism in Eukaryota, Metazoa, Chordata, Actinopteri, Lampriformes, Lampridae.